AUGUCAGCAUCGCCGCCCCCUUACGCAGACUCGUACGAUCGGAGAGAGGACCGGCUACCGCCUUACCGUGCGUCGCAUGGCUUUGCCAACAGCCAAGAAGAACUCGCUGCGCUGAGAGACUUUGCUCAGUCCAAGCUAUAUGUUGAUCCGGGAACUAAUGGCAUGCUUCCAGACAUUCGAAGCGGCAUGGGCAUGCGGAGUCUCUCGGUCGGCGGGCCUGCGUCUCAGGACAGUGCCGUCGCUGGAUUGACUCCAGAGACAGAUGAGGAGAGAAAGCAACGGAGGGCCGCCGAGAAAGCCGCGAAGAAGGCUGAGCGCGAGCGAAGAGGUAGUCUCACUGAGAGGCUGGUAAGGGUGAUUAGCGGCGGCGGCGGCGGCGGCGGCAGCAGCAGCAGCAGCAAAGACGUCGCAUCUGGCCCGGCAAAAUGA
Exophiala spinifera is the source of this 429-nucleotide messenger RNA. RefSeq lists its product as uncharacterized. Lineage: Eukaryota; Fungi; Ascomycota; Eurotiomycetes; Chaetothyriales; Herpotrichiellaceae. The transcript has a single exon. Bases 1 to 429 code for a protein of 142 amino acids. The record is from RefSeq and is a predicted model, not a curated record.